AUUAUGCAAAUAUAUAUAUAAAUAUAAACAUAAUUUCUAUUGUAAUUAAAAAUGCUGCAGACAACAACAAAAACGAACGACAAACUCAUAGAAAACACAACAAACAUUUAAGGAGAAGCAGGAGCGGAAGAACUGGAAGAUUUCUCCGCGGGGAGGUCACACUCCCCCUCGUUCUCUCUGUCUCCUAAUCCAAUGCACUUUCUCCCUUAUCCAGUCGGCCUCCCAUUCAUUCACGGAUUCCUCGGUGUUUAUUGUUUUCUGAUUUUUUUUUUUAAUUCUCGUAAAAUAAAAAAACAAAUCAUCAUCAGCCACAGAUGGAGAAUGAAUGAAAUCUUUUAAUAGGGUAAAACUCACACAACUAAGAAAUAAAUAUAUAAAAGAAAAAUCGAAAGCAAAAGCAAAUACAGAACCCAUUGAGGCGCGACAGAAGCAGUGAAAACAAUUUAGGAGAAGGUCAAAAAAGAUGAAAAAAAAAUGAAAAUGAAGCAGGAGAAGACGAGCGGGGGCGAACGAUCGAUCCACGAAGAAAAUCUCUAUAACGAUACGAUUUGUAGACUACGCAAGUAUUUUUAUGUAUUAAAGGUUAUGUUGUAAGUUUUUAUCACAAUAUUUGUAUUGUAGCUCAGUGUUUUAUAUGAUUAUAUAAAAUGGAUAAAGAAAAACAAAACAAAAAUGAAAACGAUAAACCGAAAUGAAACCGAAACCAUAAAAGCGUAAAAAGCAGAUGAGCAGACCCGGACAGAAAGAAAAAUUAUUGUAUUACAUACAUCUUAUAUAUAAUAAAUAUGCUUCUUAAUAAAAAAAAACAAAACAAAGCCCCGAAUGCGCCCAACUGAUUUACGAUAGAGGCUUACACAGCGGACACGCACUGUCCCGAUAAAGAAGUCGCAUCGGUCGACUUUAAGCCGGGGUGGCUUUACGGCCAUACGGGAAACAGAGGAAAAAUUUAAUUAUGACACACGAGUUAUCUUUCGACGACGACACCCCUGAUAACUCUAAUUCAAGUUUGCUUAUUCAUAUCUAAACAGUCAUUGUGGCCCUCCAGCUAUAUAUUUCUCCCGAUGAAGAUAGCAACCCAAUUCAAGAACAAACCCCCAAAAAUUAUUUUGUGUGGUCACUGUUUUCGUGGUCAACAAUCAGGGUAGAUGAAUCAGUUAGUUUUGGGGCACUUUUUUAAUUGAUAUGAUGAUUCUUUCCAAUUUUUCCAAUUAUAAUUGAUCUCAGUUAAGAAGUUAACCAAAGCUGGGCAAUUCAAUUAGGCAAAGUGAAACAGUAAACAUUCAGCAGUGAUUUUCUUCCAUAGCUCAAGGUCGAAAAGGAGACUAAAAUAGUAAAUAAAUACUUUUACAGCCUUUUAUAUAUAUAUUUGCACCCAGAUAUGCCAAUCAAAUUGACAUUCAGUUCAAUCUGACCCAAUAUUAGGUUGACGUGGGGGCGAUAAUCGAUAUUUGACCUAGGCCAAUAAAUUUUCCACCUCCCUCAUUUUACUAGAGUUGGAAGUUGUCUAAUCAACAUUUAAUUUGAUGUUCGAUUCGAACGCUUCGAAGCCAUCAAACAUCAAACAAAUGGCAGGGGGCUUUUGGGGUUCUAAGCCCUUUCAGAAGCAACUAAUCAAGGCAAACACAUCGAAGAAUACCAGGAAUACUACACCCCACACCCCUCAUGCCUUUUAUUUCUGUCAGCGACAUUUCUAGCAAUUUAUUGAAGACGAAUAUUCCAAUCAGAGCAAAUCAUGCGAAUAUGGCAAACGGAAUUUAUUACGCCAAGCGUGCAGGGGCCGUAAAAAAUAAAAGAUAAAAUCACCAAAUUAGAUGACUGACAGUUGAUUACUAUUAACUUCCCAUCGAUUUGCUGAAUAUUAUAAGCAACCGCCAUGUCCAAUCAACUGUUUUUCCUGAGUUUGGCGGACAUCUUCUCCGUGUACCCAGCCAUUUUCAAGGAGCAGAGCAAGAAGCUAAAGAAGACAAAGCAGAUUUAUCUGCCCAGCGAUGAGGAGUGGCAGGACAAGAUGUACUAUAUGUUAUUGGAGAUCCAGCGCCAUGUGAAUGACUCCUCCGAUGACACCCUAUCCCUACACGACAUCAACAAGAAGGAGAAACCCAUGUUCGAUCCUUUGCGCAUCACCAAGAUUCUAUCGCCGGGGGUUAGUCCGAGUGGAAGGCGUAGCAGGACCCUUAAGUACUGUCAUUCUACCACGGUCAAGGUUACACUGAAGGCUGGAGCACGCUGGACCUUGCCCACCAUUGCAAAUGCCGCAAAACUCCUCCGCAAACCACCGAUUAUAGUUAACUUUAAAAAUGAGCACGAGAUGAGAUUGGCUUUCUCCCUGAUCUACGAUGUCUUUCGAUAUAAGGUUGUUAUGUCAAAUGCGUUGAGUGAUGUCUGCUUUUUUGAGAAACACAAAGAGUACAAAAACGAUGAGCAACGUAUUUGGUUAAUGCUCUUUGAGCUCUACGAUCGACAGUUCAAAGGUCGUAACUCUGAAGAAAAAGAUCUGCAAGCAAGUCUUUAUAAGGAGUCGGAAGUUACAGAACUAGCUGAAGUCCUUUGGAAAUAUCGCGUUAAACUGGCAGCAUCGAUUUCGCGGAUGAGAAUUCGCGUAGGAGCACUCCGCCUUUCGCAACUACUUCCUAUUCAUCUCCAGAACGAAAAAGUAGCUUUUGCAGCAGCCAAUCCUGUGGUCACCGGUUGGAUUAAUCCGUUUUUAAUAAGAAAUAAAGAAGAGGCCGAUAAGAUUCUGACAGAAAUGGGCUUUACUGUCCAUGGUCCAGACGACGAGGAACCACUUUUGGUGCAGCACUGCAAAUGGGAUAAUAUCUGUCCUUUGGUCAUAUCCUGUAUUCCCAGAGACCGCAGCGAGUUUACCAAGUCUGUGCUGAUGACAAAGCAUUACUUUAUAAUGCAGGACAAGAACUUUACUUUUGGACCUGCCAUAAUGUCCAAGUUGAUGGAUUACUUUGAGUUGGAUGGCGAUAUAUUGCAGACGCACAUAGGUUCCCCACGAUCCACCGCCUAUUUGGCAGCUCUUUUUUACUCCAUCAAUCGAGUGAAUAACUUCUAUGUUUAUGGAGCGGGGGCAAAUCUCAAGGAGUACCGCCGCUAUAUGGAAUCUAUUGGGGUCAAUAAUAUCAGACUGUUUGGCGAUGCCUUCACCUCGUUUCCCAUGGAAUCGAAUCGAUUUCGGACGGUUGUGGGUAUAUUCGCCACGCCACCAAACUCCUUUAGUGCCAUCUCAGAUCCCAUUGAUCUGAUUUGUUCAAGGGGUGGAGAUCUAAGUAUGUUAGAGGUGCUAACGGAAUCGGAGGUCAGUGAUGAAGGUCGUCAGCGAGUGGCCAUGAUCCUGGAGGAACAGCUGUUAACCCUAACGAUGUCGAUGUCGCGACCUCAAGUGCAGUUUGUUUUGUAUCAAACCCACUCCAUUGUGGGCACAGAAAAUGAGGAUAUGGUGCAGCACGUCCUAGAACUUAUUAAUAAAUUGGCGUUGGAAAAGCAUCGGAAUGCUUAUAAGGAGCAGAAACGGUUGGAGGCGAUAGCUGAAGCGGAGGCAGCCAACAUUCCAGCGGCUGCAAUGAGCAAGGACUCGCCCAGGAAGAAGGAUAAGCCAUCUGCGCAACCAGAACUUCCUGCUCCAGGAACGCCAGCUUCCACAGCUCCACCUCUGCCAAGAGUAGAUAGCAUUGACCUAAUAGUAACACCAGAUAUCGAUGAAUUUAUUCAGGACAUAGUGCCGGAUAUCUGCAUAAAUCAGGAUAAUUGCAUCAAGCAGCAGGUUACGGGAAGCUAUUUAUCCCUAGUACGCCGGAAAACCCUAACGCAUCUGAAUGAAAAGUACCUGAUUCGUCGGGCCGAACAAAGGGGACUCUUUGGCAAGCCCGAAAAAGAUACCAAGGACAGGUCCAGGCCAAAGACUGUGAAGCUGCAGGAGCAGCAAGCGGAACCAGCGCCCCAGGAUAUGGGCUAUGAUCCAAGAAACUCGGCUAGUAGAUCGAGUGCCCAGCAAAUACUCCAGCGUCUGCAACGAUCGACGAGCGCAAGCGCGAUCCGUUCGCACCUGACCAAGGUAUCAUCGACAUACCGCCGGCCCAUUGCCUUCAACUUUAUACGGCGCGAGUGCAAGCGGUUCUACGUGUUGCCUGUCUAUAUGCACAGCACCAAGCAAAGCAUUCGAUUAUGGUGGCAAUAUGCCUAUAAAUGCGUCACUCCCUCCGCUUCGGCUGGUGCCGUAUGGAAUCCGAAUCUCAAGUUUAGGCUCUAUUGCAGCCGCCAGCUGCGCAUCCGGAAACUGAAACGUGGUCCGUGGACCAGGAGGCAGCCACUCCGGUUGCAUAUCAAUGACAUCAAGCUUAUGUGCCAGGUGCGUAGGCGAAGUAAAUAAAUGGUCUAUAUGAAAUCACUAAUUAAGAUAGUCAAGUUCCAUAGUAUAUGAAGUUCAAAAUGUAAACUUUUAAAUAUUGCCGCCCAUUGACGGCACUGCCAUUCAUUCGAAAUAAAUCGAUAGGACAAAACCAGUGUUGAAUAAGAUAAAUAUGUAUUGCUAAGUUUUUCGUUAUUAUUGAACAGUUCUUAAUCCAUUAUAUCAUAUUACUAAAAAGUUGUCAUUAUAAUACUUCUAGACUUCGGUUUUUGGUGAAGGUGAACAUAACAGCAUUAAAAAUGUUUAUUAACUAGCCACAUUCAAAGCUGUAAAUUUAUCUAAAAUCUUUAUAAGGAAAUCCACCAAAAAUAAAUAAAAAAUGCCAUAAAUUAAAUAAAAAUA
This is a messenger RNA of Drosophila eugracilis, 4756 nucleotides long. RefSeq lists its product as uncharacterized. Lineage: Eukaryota; Metazoa; Arthropoda; Insecta; Diptera; Drosophilidae. Bases 1874 to 4375 code for a protein of 833 amino acids. The transcript has 9 exons. The record is from RefSeq and is a predicted model, not a curated record.